AUGGCUGGGCCUCGCCUUUCGGAGCGGAGGCCAUGGGCCCUCCUAGCGCCGGAGCUCGUGGAGCACAUCGUUAGCUUUCUUCCGCCAAACUUUGUGGCGGGCACCGUUCGACUCAUCAACAAAGACCUGGCUGAGCAGCUUAAGGCCUACAUAGGCAUUCGGUUAUCGGAGCCCUCGCCGCAUCAUGCGUUCGCUUGGCAAUGGAGCCGCCCUGAUGAGAUACGCGCUCUAGCACUUAACCAGCGUCGACAGCUCCUUACCCUUACGGCACGGAGCGGCAGCUUGGCCAACCUACAAAUUGCCAUUAAAGUCGUCGGCUGCUCGCUAUUUAAAGACAUUUUCAACGCUGCAGCCGAGGGCGGCCACGUGGAGGUGUGCCGGUGGCUGGCAGCCGUGGAAUGCCCUUAUGAUUCCAGAGAAUUAUGCGAGGCAGGUGCGCGCAGCGGCCACGUCGAAAUGUUGCGCUGGCUGCUACAAGCGUUGCUGCCGGGGAUCGAGCCCAGAUCGGCAGAGUUCAGCAACGCGUUGUGGUCCGCAGCAGCCGCAGCCGGCCACAGUGCUCUGUGCGAGGAGCUCUCGGGCGUUUCCAUUCUCCCCGACUGGCGCGCCGUCGCACACGCCGCCUGGUCCGGUCACGUAGAUCUCACGUUUUGGCUGUUAGAGCGAUUCUGGUCUGAUCCAGUUCUGAUGCCUGACGAACGAAAGCUUACGAUUUUAGCAGCGGCCGCGCACGGAUUCGAUCUGGCGACCUUGAAAAGGCUCCAUCAUGUCUUAGUGGUUGCCGCAGCGGCCACCGCUGCAACCUCCACGCCUCCAAACCGGAAAGGCCUUUCCUGGGAGCUCGAAUGGGUCGCCAUUCCAUCUGCCCUUACCGGCUCCAGCAGCGAUUGGCGAGACAAGAUUGAAUGGCUAGGGACGCAGGGCUGUAUUCUGGACAAUCCACUAAGCAUUAAACACCUAGAAGGCCAAGUAGAGGAGCUGGUAGCUCGCCCGGACUGCGUCACUCGCUUGCAGUGGCUGCCUGAACGGACUCUGCGGAGGGAGCGUGGGCUGGUAGCGGAGCUUUUUCUGGCAGCAGUCCGCCGCGCCAACAUGCCUCUGCUCCGGUAUCUUCGGCAAGGCCGGCCCUGGCUGCCACGGCGGCUCCCCGCCGCGCUCUGCGAAGCGGCCCGUGCCGGAAACGUGGCUGUUCUGGGGACGCUCUUGGCGCUGGGCUGGUAUCUUGUCAAUGGCGAACACUCCAUCAUUACGGACGUGGCGAAAGAAGCGGCAGCGAAGGGGCACUUGCACGUGCUGCAGUGGCUAGCAGAGCACCACCCAAAGGCGUUCCGGGUGACGUAUCUGGGCGGUGUGCUGAUCGAGGCGGCGAAUUCGGGCAGCGUGGAGACGGUGGAGUGGGUAUUGCAGGAGCGGGAGCGGCUGCAGGAGGCGCGCAAGAUGCAGCAAAAGCUAAGGAUGCAGACGCCCCCACCCUGUGGGUUCGCAUCUGCAGGAGGAAUGAUGAGCCUGGACCGCCGAUUGGAAACAGAGCGAGAAGGUAGAGAAGGAGGAGGAGGAGGAGGCGAGGGGGGCGGAGAUGAUGGCGGCAGGAAUGGAGGAGCAGGCUGUAGCAAUUACUAUGGCGGCCGCGGAGGACAUGGAGGGGGAGGAGGAGGAGGAGGAGGUAGUAGUAGUAGUAGUAGUAGCAGUGGAGAUGGGGGAGAAGCUGCCUACCUCUUUCUCCGUUCUAUAUGUGAUAUUUUGGAGGGAACGUCAGAACUGGAAGAGUGGCGGCGACGUGAGAUCUUCUUGGUGGCCGUGCAAGUGGGCAAGCCGGCAUUCCUGGAGUGGCUGGCGAACAGAGGCUGGAAAACGGAGGAUAUGACACCCGAAGCGUUCGUCGUCGCGGCCCGGCAGGGCGACAUUCUCUCCCUGCGCUGCCUCCUGGGCCUGGGCUGUGAAUGGGACCUAGACGGCAAUAUCUUCCUUCGGGCGGUGCACGACAUCGUACAGUACGACGACCGGCUCGAUCGCAAGUAUUCGGGCAGUAGCUUAGAAGUCCUGCAAUGGUUCGCAUCCGAGGGCUAUCCGGUUGAUUGGUGGCAAGCUCUGCGCCGUGCCGAAGCUAGAUGCGCUGCCUUGAAGAAAAAAGAUUCACAAGAUGAGCCUAUUACAGCCGCUCCCUAUGCGAUUCGAUCCUGGAUCGUGGAACAAAUGGCGGUAAAUGGCACGUGGGGAGAAGGGGAGACGCGGCCUGACAAGGCCACCAGAUUUGCUGAACGAAUGGACGACGACGACGACGAUGACUGCUUUGGGAUGAAUCACGAUGACGACGAUGAUGAUGAGGAAAGCGGUGAGUGGAACGAGGAAGAAGAUAAUUACGAUUACUGGGGCAACGACACUGCUGAUGAGCAGGAGGAAGAAGAUAAUAUGGCGGCAGCCGUAGGGGGGUUUGGGGAGCCGGGGGGGUUUGGGCCCGGGUUUGGCCUCCAGCUGUUGGGGCGUGGACCGAGGGAGCUCGUUCCCAUGUGGGCUGCCUGA
Volvox carteri f. nagariensis is the source of this 2520-nucleotide messenger RNA. RefSeq lists its product as uncharacterized. Bases 1 to 2520 code for a protein of 839 amino acids. The transcript is spliced from 3 exons. The record is from RefSeq and is a predicted model, not a curated record. Gene Ontology annotation, cellular component: membrane; endoplasmic reticulum; cell periphery. Gene Ontology annotation, molecular function: glycerophospholipase activity. Gene Ontology annotation, biological process: ceramide biosynthetic process; sphingolipid catabolic process. Lineage: Eukaryota; Viridiplantae; Chlorophyta; Chlorophyceae; Chlamydomonadales; Volvocaceae.